UUGACCAAACGGUUCAGUAGUGGACGGGAGGUGGCGCAAAGCAGACGCACGCACACGGUCGUUCUUCCAACUUCCUCUCGCCUGGGAAAAGUUUUCAAACCGCACACUGCUGCUGUAGCACUCAGCCGGGAGAGAGAGAGAUAGAGAGAAAACUCUACCAUACCCAAAACGGAGUGUUAUUAAUUCCCCGGUUCGAAAACGAGGGCACCACCCAACACCAUCCCCGUAUUUUGAAGGUGACCUCCACCGUGAAUUAAAUUGUGAAAAUGCGCUGUCUGGUGAUAAUGGUUAUGGUGAUAGUGGGGCUGACGAUGGUGAUGCCAUAUCCCUCAAACAGGAAAGUCAUCAUUCCAAGACUGAAGAGGUCUCUAGUGGCAUCAUUCCUUGGAAAAGGGAAAAUACAGACAACUCCAAGUCCACAAACAACAAGUUCCACCACCACAACCACAACCACAACUACUACAACAACCCCACCUCCUCCACCUUCAACAACAUCCCAACCUGCUACUAAGGCUGAACCUCCAACUACAACAAAAACACCCGUGGCAAACACUCCUGACAACACCUCUGAAAGCCCCACUGAAAACGAUGUUGUGGUUAUAAUGGACAAAGGAAAUGACAAACAGGAAAUUAAAUUUCCGCAAGAAGCAGAAAUGGAGGCUAAAGAAGAGCGUGAAAAUAAACCUAAGCAAGACACAGAGAUGACCUCUGAUUCCAAGCCAAAAGAACCUGCUACAAAAACUGAAGCGGAACCAGUGGAUGAGAAAGUGCAAGAGGCUGAGCAUAAGACUGAAGAAACCCUUAAGGCUGACCCAGAGCCUAAGGCAGAACCAGAACCUAAAGCUGGAGCAGAACAAGAACAUCCUAAUGCUGCAGCAGACCCAGAACCUAAGGCUGCAGCAGAGCCAGAACCUAAGGCUGCAGCAGAGCCAGAACCUAAGACUGCAGCAGAGCCAGAACCUAAGGCUGCAGCAGAGCCAGAACCUAAGGCUGCAGCAGAGCCAGAACCUAAGGCUGCAGAAGAAUCAGAACCUCAGGCUGCAGCAGAGCCUAAAGCAGAACCUGAAGAAGAACCAAAAGAUAAAGAACCUGAAGCUGAAGCAGAACCUGAAAUUACAGCAGACCCUGAAGUUAAAUCGGAACAAGAAGUUGAGCCAGAACCUGAAGCUGAAGCAGAACCAGAACCAGAACCAGAACCUAAGAGUGAAGCAGAGUUAGAAUCUGGGAUAAAAACAGACCCAGAAGGUGAAAAUCAAUCUGAAACCAAAGAAGGACAUGAAACAGAGGACAAAGCAAACCACCACAGUGAAGAAGAAACAUCAGUCACCAACACAGAGGCUGAUGUUGAGGCUGUUCCAAAUACUGAGGGUGAUUUGUCGAUGGGUUCCAAGGGAGAAAUGGGUGCUUCCCUCACUGCUGAAGUAAAACCAAAUAUGAAUGAUGACAUGAUUCAAAAUGACUCACAAACUGACACUGAUCCAAAACCAGAGACUGGGCUAGAACUCAAGCAUGACUCUGAGAUCAUGCCAAAACCUGAGAAACAAACAGAAACUGAAAAUGAUGAAGCAAAGACGGAGAAUGAGGCCAGCAGUGAGAUGGAAGAAGAUUUCGAAGCAGAUAUGUCACCCAAAGAUAGUGAUUCUAAUGCUAACAAAGAAAAAGACACUAAUACAUCAAAAGAAGAUAAGAAAAAUAUGGAAAAUGACUCGGACAAUGGAUCUGACAGUAAGAAAAAUGAGAGCAUCGACACUGCUCAGACAAGUGUUUCUGAGACAAUAAAAGAAAACAUAUUAACGCCAAAGGAUGCACACACAGUACCAGAGGAUAUGGCAACAAGUGGAAGUGAUGUGGUUGAAAGCAUCACAAAUCCUGAUACUGAAGAAGAGAACUUUAAUGCCAUAAAUGAAAUGGAAAAGAUGCUGAAUAAAUCAAUGGAAACUACAGACCACAGUGAUAAGAAAGAACCUGCUAAUACUCCUUUGGACGAAGUUGCAACUAACUUUACCGCCAGCAUCUUCCUUAAAAAUGCUGAUUCAGAACCGAGUGACGAAGAUUCAACAGAAGGGAAGGUUGCAUUUGAGCCAAAAGUGGCAACAACUUCAAAUCAGAAUGCUAAUACUUCCAAUAAUACGACAGAGAACAAAUUUCCAGAAGUUGGUGGAGAACCUUGUGAUUGUAAGGAAUCUGGGGAUAUAACGGCUGCUCUAAAAGCCCUCGAUGAAAACACUAAAGCAAACUGGACUGAUCACAAUGAAAUGGAUAAUGGGGAAAACAGCAGGGAGGAAGAAGACAAAGAAAAUGGAAAGCAAGCCCAGUUAGUCCAUGAUGCUGAAAUCAUCAAUCAAGAUGGUGUCACAGGAGAUGAGAAAAGUGAACAAGCCUUGGAAACUAGUGCAAAAAGCCUCAGCGAAAUGGAUGAAAUGAUGAAUGAUAUGAGGGAUACCACAUCAGAAGAGGAAAAAUCAGAUCAUGACAAAGAUGUCGAGGACACUGAUGAUGAAGUGGGCUCAGGGGAAGUUAUGGAAGAGCAAUAUAUUAAAGAGAUGACUCCAGAUAUACACAUUGUUAAGAGGAAAGACUUCGAGAAAGAAGGUACAGAGAAUAACCAGGAGAGUGAAAAAGAGGAUGCUGGAGAUGAAGAUGAAACUGUUCCCGAGACUGACACAGACGAUGAAACAGAAGACACGCAAGUACCAAGUGGUGCGCAACAAAAGAACAGCCAGGACGACGGUGAAAAUGCUGAAGAGGAGGCCAAUUCAUCGACGGAAUCAGAAGAAAACACAGAGGAAUCAGCUGUUCAUCAAAACAGUAAACCUAAUGCCAAAGAUAAACCUGCUGCUUCUACAUCAGGAACUGAAGUUGAAGAACUAUCAGCAGACACUACACAAACAUCGUAUCCAGAACCUCUCAGUAGCCAAGAAUCUCAAGAAGUUCUGACAAUGACAGCCAUGUUACAAACCACCAAAGCUGCACAAGCUGAUCACAGCGGCGAAUCUUCAGGCGAAGAUCCAGAUAAGGAGAUGGCCACUGAGGAAAUAUCCACAUCAACCACACCUGACCCAACGCAUAAUGAAGGAAAAGAUGAACACACUGAGGAAACAAGUAUAUCCAAGAAAACUCCAGGGGGAAACACUAUACCCACAAAUGUUGUUCGGAUUAACGUCCUAGAUCCUGAAGGGACGCAGACUGCUGCUGGGGAGACUAACAGUGAUUCUCAGACUGCUUGAGAAUUUUAUUAUAUAACUGGCACGUGGAGAAUUGUACGAUCACUGAAUUUUAAGUAAGCUACGUAAUUUUUUUUUUUUUUAUAAAUCUCCAAUAAGAACUGGCAAACCACAUAAUAAUGACUGAAGAAAAUGCAUACACAUUGGGGUGCAUGUUUGCAUAAUAUAUCUAUCCGACCAUGCACGGCAUAAUCAUUAAUGAUCAUAAAGAUUUCAUAAAAUCAAAAUCAACAGGGAAAUCUAACCACGAGAUAAAAUCAAGGACCCAUUUCAGGAAAAGAGCAGCUGAAAACUGACUGUUCUGCAUUCGUGAGCAAUGAGUAACAAACUAAGGAGUUUGAUUUAUGUAACAUAUCCUGUAACUUACUUUGAGCUUUCAGCUGGAAAAAAUACACUACCAUAUUUAUAUACUUAUUUAUAGUUUUCGAAUCUAAAGAAGAGAAACGCACAAAAACUGCCAAGACAAUAGACCCUGAAAGCUUCCACCAUCCAUCAUCAGUAUCAGAGAGCAAUAUUCACUUGUCCUUAAGUAAAUUAUUCGAGUACUGAAAUGGUUGCUUAAUGGAGAAAGCAACAAAACAGAUCAACUGUGGUUCUGUAGUUAGCAACCCCAAAAAUAAUUCUGUUGGGACAAUCAAAGUCAAGAGAAUCUGAAACAGACAAAAGAUGAAACACCUUCAAUUCAAGCCAGUCAAGACUGAAAUGAAACUGGGCGGCAUAAGAAAUGCAGGAAACUUUUUAGGAGAGCUUACGGAAACGCCGACCAAAAGAAAACUUUCUUUAUUGGGUGAAAUGAUUCUAUCUAUAUGUGAACUAACAGAGUUUUAGACUUUGUAUAUAGGCCUACACUAACCUUGAAUAAGUCUACUUCGUUACCUGUGAAAUCGCUUGUCAAUAGACUACUACUCGUCUGAUAUUAAAUCAUUUACCAAUUGACAGACAGUGAAAUUUAGCAAAAAAAUAGGCUUUAUAUUUUCUUUCACAUUCUUUGUUACACAUUAGACAGCAGCGUAUAGUCCCCAGGUAAAGAUAGAAUUCUAAAGGAGAAGAAUAAUAUUUAAGAAUGUUAUUAGUUGACUGUGAUAUAAUAAUUAUCUAUGUGUAAUUUUUAACGAGAGGUUGUGUUAGAAAAGGGCGCCAUCUCCUUUCGGUGCCUUUAGAUGACAUUUUCAUAUAAUGUGUGAAAGCCAGAGCUUGAUAUUCUGUUAGAUCCAAAGACAUAGAUGCCAUAGUUCAAAUGUAGUUUCUGCACAAUACUUUCAUUCCCAACUUUAUCCUAGGUAGUUAAUAGACAAACAUGAAAUGAGGUACUACUUCGACGUCUCUCUUGAUCACGUUCUGAGAGAAUGCAAUCGAUAAGAGGACCUCAGCAAGGCUGAUGGAAUACUCGUAAGAAUCUUCUUACUAGACUAACAAAACUUCCGUGUUCCAGGUCUAGGAAUAGGUUUGAAUUUUCCCACAGACACGAGCUCGGCCUAAAACUAUUCCAAGAAGUAACUUCUGAACGUGUCAGCAUCUCAGAAGAGUGCUCGAUGUGUCGGCAACUUCGAACAUAAAUCGGUUUUCAAGGAAAACAAACCACGAACUUGAAAAUAGAAGCUGUUAAGGCCCCACGCAGUUGUUUUAUGUAUGAUGAGCGAAAAAUACUCUCCAGAACUGAUGCUUCGGCACCAAAGCUUCCGGAAGUAGGCGAGUGAAGGAGGUCCUUUGGGACACCGCUUGGCUUGGAUCGUCAGGCACAACCUUUCCAACCCAGUAUUAGUAACACAUUCAAAUGUAGGUCUAAUGACUAGUUUGUAAGGAGAAAUGAUAUAUCAAAGUAUAUCAACUAUACAGUAUUCGAUGUAUUGCAUGCUAUCCUUGUGUGAAAAUAGUUUGUAGGAGUUCAUCUUUGUUUUUGAAAGGAUGAAAUGCAUCAAGUAGUCGUUUACAUUCCUUCUGUUUCUCUUUUGAUGAUGUAGUGGUUAUCAAAGAGCAGUGCAUACAUAGUAUGUGAACUACCCUCUAUUUAUAUUCACAAUUUUGUAAUAAAAGUUCUCAAUA
Macrobrachium nipponense is the source of this 5267-nucleotide messenger RNA. RefSeq names its product dentin sialophosphoprotein-like. The transcript is spliced from 3 exons. NCBI's taxonomy places the organism in Eukaryota, Metazoa, Arthropoda, Malacostraca, Decapoda, Palaemonidae. The coding region runs from base 267 to 3227 and encodes 986 amino acids. The record is from RefSeq and is a predicted model, not a curated record.